UAUUAUUAUUAUUUAUUUAUUUUAACAGUGCUGGAAGCAGAGGGAUCUGCUCUGCGACCCAUGGUUUGGGGACCUGGACCGUUCCAUGGUCAAUAAUCAAAGGCUUUCAAAUAGACAUGGAUAAGAGAGGGGCUAUAGGAGAAGUUGAAAAUGGAGACUCUUUUCUUGACUUGGACAGAAUAACAGUAAAAUCUCAUCGUUACACAAAAGAAGAACUCUUGGAUAUUAAAGAGCGUCCCUACUCUAAACAGAGGCCUUCAUGUCUUUCUGAAAAAUAUGACAGUGAUGGCGUUUGGGAUCCUGAGAAAUGGCAUGCAUCUCUAUAUCCAAGUUCAGGGCGGACUUCACCAGUGGAAGGCUUCAAAAAAGAAUUGGAUUCAGAACGCACUUCUCUCAUGCGCAGAGUAGUUGAUCCUAGGGAGCGGGUGAAAGAAGAUGAUUUGGAUGUAGUCCUAAGUCCCCAGCGGCGGAGUUUUGGAGGAGGUUGCCACGUGACUGCUGCUGUUGGCUCACGUCGAGCAGGGAGCCCUUUGGAGAAGGAAAAUGAUGGUGUUCGUAUUGGUGGACGGAGGAUUGGCAGUGGAAGAAUAAUUUCUGCUCGCAACUUUGAUAAAGACCAUCGGGGUGGUGAAAAGGAUAUGCGUGAUACUAGAGAUGCAAGGGACAGAGAUCGUGAGAGGGACUACAAAGACAAGCGUUUCAGGAGGGAAUUUGGAGAUAGCAAACGUGUCUUCGGGGAACGUAGAAGGAAUGAUUCCUAUACUGAAGAAGAGCCAGAGUGGUUCUCUGCUGGACCCACAAGUCAGUCUGAAACUAUUGAGCUUACUGGAUUUGAUGACAAAAUACUAGAGGAAGAUCAUAAAGGACGAAAACGAACAAGAAGACGUACAACCUCUCUGAAGGAAGGAAUGGAGUGCAAUGGUGGAGUGGCAGAGGUGGAUGAAGUGCGGUCUGUCCCUGUCCAUGAAACUUCAGCAGACCAUGAAGUCCUUAGGGAAGCUGUUCUGCAAGAAUCAGCACCAGGAGAGUUUGACUUCAAUGAAUUCUUUAACCUGGAUAAAAGUGUUCCAGGGCUGGGUUCGAUGAUAGAGGAUGUGCUGGAGGAAGGUUCAAUGUCUGCUAGUAGGUUCAGUAGGUGGUUCUCUAAUCCUAGUAAUUCUGAAAGUCAUUCUAGCAGCCUGAGAUCCACACCACAUGAAGAACUGGAGAAUCUGGCAGGUCUAGAGCAAGCCAUUCUCUCCCCUGGCCAGAACUCUGGAAACUACUUUGCUCCUAUUCCAUUGGAAGACCACUCUGAAAACAAAGUGGACAUCCUCGAGAUGCUGCAGAAAGCCAAAGUGGACUUAAAACCGCUCCUCUCAAGUCUUUCAGCCAACAAGGAGAAGCUUAGAGAGAGCACACAUUCAGGGGUUGUACUUUCAGUGGAAGAAGUAGAAGCAGGGCUAAAAGGCCUGAAAAUGGACCAGGAGGGUAAAAUUGCUGCUCCAUUCAUGGCAGAACAAAUGGAGGCGGUAUUGAAUGUAGCUGGCUCCAGACCACUCCAGAGAGAUGGAGAUAUGUCUGCAUUUAAUAAACUAGUCAGCAGUAUGAAGGCAAGUGGAACUCUACCUUCACAACACAAGCUCAAUCAAAGCCUUGAAAGCCACUUGAUGUCUCCUCCUGAGAUCCCAGGCCAGUGUCUCCCAAAGAACAUUUUGCAGGAGCUUCUUUGUUCAUCCAGUGCCAGAUCAUCAACAAAUAUUCUUGGUGGCUUGAUAGGUGGUUUGGAACCUGCAUCACCUUUGAGCCAAAGAGCUCUUUCCCCUCCAGCGUCACAGGUGUUCCCAACUCGGGCUGCUUCUGCAGACUACCUCCAUCAUCGGAUCCCCUCACCAAUUGGCUUUGAACGAAAUGCUCAGCAACUGAUCAAUGAUCCGUUUCAGGGGAUGCUGAAGUCAAUGAGCCCAGUUGCUGCACAGAUGCAUCCCCUGGAGAUGCAGCAAGCUGCCUUAGAGGAAUUAGCUCUACCACAUGACUUAGCCAUCCAGGCUGCGAACUUCUACCAAACAGGUUUUGUCAGGUCACAAAUGGACAAAAGCAGAGAUGGCUUCAGGAACAGGCAGCGUCGAAUGACUAGGUCUCCUGUACCAGGCCACAGAAGGAAUGCAUCUUCUCCAACACCUACUGUAUCCAUCACUAGCAUGCUCUCUCCUUCCUUCACACCUACCUCAGUGAUUCGUAAGAUGUAUGAAAGCAAAGAAAAAAAUAAAGAGGAGCCUGUGUCUGGGAAAACGAAAGGCAGUGAUGGUAAAAAUGAAGGUCGAGGGACAAAUGAAGAUAACUUACUAUCAGCUAGCUUGGUGAAAAAUGCAGAUCAAGAUACUUCUCCUACUAUAGGUACCAGACGAUCUGCAUUGCAACGCUCUGCAUGUUCUACACCGCUUUCUCAACCAAACCGUUGCACCAAAGAACAAGACUACAGGCCUAAAUCGACUGGUAGAAAGACUCCAACUGGUAGAAAGACUCCUACAACAGCCUCCCCUGUACCAGGGGCUCCUUUCUUCCGUCCUGUUAACCAGGUACCCCUUGUUUCCCAUGUACCAGUUGUACGACCUGGUCAUGAACUGCAUCCAGGACUGGUCCAGAGGAUGCUGGCAAAGACAGUACACCCACAAAAUCUUCCUCUGCUACAAGCAGGUAUGAUUCCUCCAGGGAUGGACUUGUCUCAUUUACAGGGAAUACCUACUCCCAUCUUUGGCCAGCCUUUUUAUCCAUUACCAGCAGCAACACCCCUGCAGCUGGCAAUGAUGCAACAAUUACCACGAUCAGUUCUCCACUCUCAGGCCUCUGGAGCACAAGGACCUGCUGUUGGUCUGCAAACCACCCCUCAGAACAUGUCUUCUCUGACUGGACUGCCUCAUGUACCCUCACAGCUUGACCAUCGUGCCAGCCAGAGAAGUGGUUCGCCUAUUGGCCUUGCAAAAUGGUUUGGCUCAGAUGUUUUGCAACAGCCCCUUCCUUCCAUGCCAUCCAAAGUCAUCAGUGUAGAUGAACUGGAGUAUCGGCAGUGAACAGUAACCUCUAGGAGGAUGGGUAGCUGUUUCUUUAGACUGGAAAAAGAGUCCUGAUAGUAUACAUUGUGCUUCACCUGUUUGUUUUGAGGCUUUUAUUUUUAGCACUCUGUGUAGAACUUCUUCUUUUCAAGAGACUAAAGCACAUUGCACCUGUCCUGUUCUCAAUGUCUGGGUCAAGACUAAAGGAUCCUUAUGGCUUGAACCAUGAAGCCUGAAGACAUUUGGAUGCAAUACAAAACCAAUUAAAUCCUGGAAAUGUCUAUUUUUUGUUUUUUGUAAAAUAUGUGAAUGAAGUGUUGAUAUCCUUUUGUGUAGAGGGAGUAGCUAAGGAUUCCUCCUGCAGAAAACUAAAUGUAUAGAUCCUUGUGUACAGACUUGUGUAUAAACAAUCUUUUGUAUAUAUCUAGGAUAGCUUUUUUGAACCUAUACAGCUGUAUAUAAGAUUAGCUGAUAAGUUGAGCUUUUGUUGUGCCUAUGAAUCUUUCCAUUGUACAUGUGGGAUUUUUUGUUUGAUUAAAGUUGCAAUUACCAAG
Pelodiscus sinensis (Chinese soft-shelled turtle) is the source of this 3586-nucleotide messenger RNA. NCBI's taxonomy places the organism in Eukaryota, Metazoa, Chordata, Testudines, Trionychidae. The record is from RefSeq and is a predicted model, not a curated record.